UGCCACGCCACCUUGUGGUGAAAUGAGAGAUCCCGGAUCACGGAAGUGGUUUGCCUGUUUGCCAGUACUCUUACCAUUCACCUUUCAUUACUUAGUAAUGUUUAUUGUACGCCGUUUACUAAUAUGGGACCGACGUCAAACGACACGGUGCUGAUAAAUAGAAAGAAGACAGUUGAAAACACCCCAGGACCUCAGGUUUGAACCCAAGUGGGUGCAGUUUAUCACACCAUGUUGGUGACAGCAUAUCUUGCCAUCAUUUUCCUGCUUACCCUGUGUGUUGGCCUGGAGCUCACAGCCCGCCGACUCACCCCACCUCAGUCUACUCCUACUGCUGUAGCCAACCCCGUGUUCCGUCGCUUCCAGAGUAUAUUUUUGCGGGCAUACCUUUUGGCUUUGUGGGCAGACUGGCUCCAGGGUCCUUACCUCUACAAACUGUACCGCCACUACAGCUUCCUGGAAUCCCAAAUAGCGAUCUUAUACGUGUGUGGCCUGGCCUCCUGUGUUCUGUUUGCCCCUUUUUCAGGCUGGCUCCCUCAAGUCUUGGGCCGCAGACAGACAUGUCUUCUCUUCUGUGUAUCUUACUCUGCUUGUUGUCUCACCAAGCUGUCCACAGACUACUUUGUUUUGAUUGUGGGUCGGAUCCUGGGGGGUCUGUCCACAUCCUUGCUCACCACCACAUUUGAAGCCUGGUACGUGCACCGUCAUGUAGAGGUCCAUGAUUUUCCCAAGGACUGGAUCCCCAGUACCUUCACCAAAGCUGCUACAUGGAAUCAUGGUCUCGCCGUGGGAGCAGGGCUGGUGGCUAACUUGCUGGCUGAGUGGCUCCACCUGGGGCCGGUGGCUCCCUUUCUCCUGGCUGUCCCCUGCUUGGUGUGCUGUGGCUGGUUGGUGCUAACAGACUGGGGCAAGGAAGAGGCUGAAGAAGGUCUUGAAGGGGGAAAGCAGAAACUGCCUCUUGGCACUCCAAAUGCAGGUGCAACCCGUUUGUCUGCAAGGGCCCGAUUCUCACGCAGCUGCCAUGAUGGGUUGCGCUGCCUGCUCUCCGACCGAAGAGUCAUGCUGUUAGGUGGAGUGCAGGCUCUGUUUGAAAGUGUCCUCUAUAUUUUUGUUUUUCUGUGGACCCCAGUACUCGACCCCCAUGGGCCUCCUUUGGGAAUAGUGUUUUCUUGCCUAAUGGCUGCAAGCAUGGCUGGCUCCUUGCUCUACCGCCUGGCCACCUCCACCCGCUACUGCCUGCAGCCUGGCCACGUUCUCUGCCUGGCUGUGUUGAUGGCCUUCUUCUCUCUCUUUAUGUUGACCUUUUCCACCACCCCUGGUCAACCUAGGCCACGUGAAUCUUUUCUGGCCUUCCUGCUGCUGGAGCUGGCCUGUGGGCUGUACUUCCCUGCAGUCAGCUUUCUCCAGAGCAGAGUGAUCCCAGAGGAAAAGCGGGCGAGUGUGCUGGCCUGGUUCCGGCUGCCUCUACACCUGCUGGCCUGCUUUGGGCUGCUGGCUCUUCAUGGGGAGAUGUCAGGAACAGGUGGAGGGGAGGAGGGCAGCGGCACCAGGCACAUGUUUGGAGGAUGUGCAGUUAUGAUGCUGGCUGCUUUGAUGGCUGUAGUAAGUCUGUUCACUCUGGGCAGAAAUGACAUAGAUCUGAGACUAGAGGGAACCAGAGGGGAUGGGGAGAUGUUUUGAAAAGAUGGACUCCAUAUUCAAUUAUGAUGACUGGUUUUAUAUAUUAUGUGACCAAAAUAGAGAACUUGUGUGUUACACUUGAAUAUUCACAAAACAAUAUUUUGCCAAAUGCGACAGCGGAGGAAUUCAAUGUCUAAAGGGGAUAUUUUGCUAAAUUAAAUUUUAUAUGUUGCAUUGUAUCUGUUUGUGUUGUUAUUUUUGGGAGAUCAUUUUACAUAUCCUCUCUGUGUAUGCUUGGUGAACAUCGCUGUAUCAAUUUUCAUUUGUAAAGUAAACUGUUGGAAUAUCUGAAAACUCUUGUAUCAUUCCCUAAAACUAUUCCAGAUAACAUAUUAUUGCCUCAUUGUCAACAACUUUAGGGAACAGAGAUGAAAUACUUUACAGAUCUCAAUAAAAAUCCAAAGGAAUUUCAUGACUAGCAUGGAAGUUCUUCCAAUAUUUAUGUAUGUUUUCUUUCCCAAAAUCUGUUUUGUUUCUGUAUUUCUCUGCUCUUUACACUUUGAAAUAAAGGUACAUUGUACAUAAUGAAUAUAA
Eleginops maclovinus (Patagonian blennie) is the source of this 2211-nucleotide messenger RNA. RefSeq names its product major facilitator superfamily domain containing 5 (gene slc61a1). The record is from RefSeq and is a predicted model, not a curated record. Gene Ontology annotation, cellular component: membrane. Gene Ontology annotation, molecular function: molybdate ion transmembrane transporter activity. Lineage: Eukaryota; Metazoa; Chordata; Actinopteri; Perciformes; Eleginopidae. Gene Ontology annotation, biological process: molybdate ion transport. The coding region runs from base 229 to 1677 and encodes 482 amino acids. The transcript is spliced from 2 exons.